Messenger RNA from Rhizophagus irregularis DAOM 181602=DAOM 197198, 2916 nucleotides. RefSeq lists its product as uncharacterized. Gene Ontology annotation, cellular component: nucleus. Gene Ontology annotation, molecular function: RNA binding. Lineage: Eukaryota; Fungi; Glomeromycota; Glomeromycetes; Glomerales; Glomeraceae. The record is from RefSeq and is a predicted model, not a curated record. Gene Ontology annotation, biological process: mRNA processing.
AUGUCUUUUAAUAAAAAGAAACCUAAACAUAUAGAAGACGAUGACGAUGCUUUUAAUGAGACUUUCGUUAUAUAUGGAACAGAACUUCCUGAUACGGAUGAACAAGACAAGGGAAAAUUUCAACCUGUUUGGAAGCAAGAGGUUCGUGAUGAACAAGGCUUGAGGCGUUUUCAUGGUGCUUUCAAAGGCGGGUGGUCCGCGGGCUACUUUAACACGGUCGGAUCUAAAAAAGGAUGGACGCCGUCAACAUUUGUUUCAUCACGAAAUAAAAGAUCAGACCGUAAAGAUUUUAAACCAGAAGAUUUUAUGGAUGAAGAAGAUUUAGAGGAAUCGUUACAAAAUCAAAAACUUGUUGCCACUGAUGAAUUCGAUUCCUUUGGUUCCACUGAACGCGAAUUAGAAAGGAAGCGUAUGUUAGCUAGCUCUAUGGAAGAAAGCGGCAGUGUGUUGGGUGCGUUACCAGACAAAUUUAUUGAUGAUUUGGUAUUACCUAAUAAGGAGCCUGUAGGUGUUCGAUUAUUAAAAGCAAUGGGUUGGCGGGAAGGUCAGGGAAUUGGUCCUCGUGUUUCAAAGAUUCAGAGUGAAGAUACAGAAUUUAUUGAAUCUGAUAAAAGUGUCUUAUUCGCUCCUAAGGAUACUCAAAUAAUAAAAUUUGACCAAAAAAAUGACACUUUCGGUCUUGAUUUUGAUCCUUUCAAGAAUGCUACUGAAUUUAUCCCUCAUUCAGGCAACAUUAAAGGUGACAGUUAUCUUCAACACAAAAAGCUUCAAGAUUCAUUAUAUACGCGAGAAUUAGAUGACGAUGACGACGCAAUUCUGUAUGGUGAAACUUCGAAGUCAAAUUUUCAUACAUCACUAAUUGAUGACGAUGAGGAUACAAUAGUCAUGGGAGGAAAAAAAUUAUCUAAAUAUUUAUCUUCUAAAAAAAAUCGAGAAAAAAAGUUUUCAAACGGAGUAUGUCAUGAUGGGAGGUUACCUCUACAAGGAUUUGUAUUGGCAUCACGUCCUGUUCCGAUUGAUAAAUGGUUUGCUCCGCCAAUCCUUCCACAAGGAUUUGUACCUAUGCAUGAAUUUAAUCCUUCCGGAGAAAUAAAUAAGAUAGAUACUCAAGAAUUAUUUCAAAAGGGUAAACAAAAGCAGACAACGUUAGCUAUAUUAGCCGAACAGCGUGGUGAACUAUUAGGAGAGACUCCACUGAGUGCACCAGCACGUUCUGUGUUUGAUUAUGUCUCCCGAAAGGAUAAGGAUAGAUUGGAUAAUCUAAUUGGUUAUAUGAUUGAUACUACAGGUGAAGUAAAGAAGAAACAGCCCAGUGAGGUAGAAAUUCCAAAAGUAGAUAAAGACGUCGCAUUAGCAGCUUUGCAAGGAUUUAUUCCUUUUGAAAGUGAUAAGAAAAAGCAAGCAAGAUACAAACACUUUUUGGAGGUGCAGGCUGAAUUGAGUACUAUUCCUUUGAAACAGACCGAAGGGAUUACCGUUGAGGAAUAUAUCAAAGAACUCGACGAAUUUGCGCAGUCUGCGAGAAUAUUCCGUCCAAUGUCAAAAAUGAUGGCAUCUCGUUUUACCAGUGCAAAAUCUGUGGAAGAUUUCAGACAACCUGAAAAAGAUAGUGCGCAGCCAACCCAAAUAGAUCAAGAUGACACUGGUAUUCGCAAGGCAAUUCAAGUUCCUCUAGAGUCUUCUGAAUCUUCAGCUGAAACUGCAGCUAGGAUGAAUAUGUUUGGUCCUCUUACAAGAACUAGAACAAGUUUUUAUCCUAGUCGUCUUUUAUGUAAGCGGUUUAAUGUUGCGAAUCCACAUCCCGAGUAUAAAUAUGAUAAUCAAUCUGGAAAAACUCAAAAAGGGCAAAAAGAUAUUUUAAGCAAAGAAACAAUGAAUGACAUUCUUGAGAAGCAGGAUUCGCAAAAUUUUAUGGGAUUUACUAAUUCUAAGAGUCAAAAAGAAACCGAAGAGGAUAAGGCCGUAUCUUUGAAUACAUCUACAGAAAGCGGUGAUGUUAAGGAAGUUGAUGUUCAUAAAACUAGGCCUGCUAUGGAACUUUUUAAAUCUAUAUUUGGCGAAUCAGAUACAGAAGACGAAGAAGCAGCACCAAAACAUAAGGAACCACCAAAUAUGGUUAUCGGGACAAUAAGUGCGGUAGAAGAUAAAAAAUCACCGCCUGUUUCAUCGGAAUCUGUAGAAGCAGUUAGCACACCAUUUCGACCAAUGUUCAAAAAGAAAACAGAUCGUGCAGAAAAGGUACAAUCUAAUGAAUCAACGGAAGUAUCGCAAUCACAGACUUUACAUUCUAAAAGAAAAGAGAAAGAUCAUGUGACUCGAGUAUCAUUGUCAUUCGAUGAUGAAUCGAUAAUUGGUCCAUCUAUAAAGCGAACCAAAUCCAGUGAAAAUGAUAGCUCGUCAUCAGUAGAGUCCGGCGAAUCUUUAUCACGUCGUGAGCAUAAAUAUUCACACAGUCAUCAUAAACAUUCUCAUGUUUCAUCAUCUAAGAAACAUAAAUCGGAAAAAAGGAAAAGGAAAAAGAAACACUCGAAAGGUUACGAGAAAAAAGCUAACAAAAGAUCAUGUGAAGAGAGCGGGGAUGAUGAAAGACGUAGAAAUAGUAAGAAGAAACGUCAUGAAGACGAAGAUGGAUAUAAUGAUAGAAGUGAAAAAUAUCAUCGCGAUAAAGAUCCUCAUCAUCAUCAAAUAACAAAAUCAUUAGAUAAAGCGAAGGAAGAGGUGAAUGAUAAAAAAAUUGAAAAUCGUUCAGAGAAACAAAUAGAAACAAUAAAACCUAAGAAAUGGGAAAUACCAUCUCCAUCUUUAAUACAUUCAAAAGAAAAACGAACUACUUCACCACAAUCCAAAAAUGACAAUAAUAAUAAGUCUAAUACUAGCAGAGUUAGAAAUCGACCAAGAGCAAUGGAUUUAUGGUGA